UUGCACUAACCAACCAAACCAAAGCGAACGCACCUAUUCUCUGUGGUACAACGCCAUUUCGAAUUUUAUAAGCGAGAUUAAAGUGUAAAGUGACAGAAAAAUUAUCCUUGCGAGUUUGCAAGUCUAGUGUAGACAAUCCUAUUCGAAAAUGAGCCAGCGUGCACAUAAAUUAAUCAACACUAGCUUCAUGAAGUGGUGCUAUAACCUUAGCGGAUUUAACCAAUAUGGACUGUGGAGAGACGAUGUGCUUUAUGAAAAUAAAGAUGUAAAGGAAGCACUCAAACGUCUACCGCAACAUAUUAAAGAUGAACGCAACUUCCGUAUAAUAAGAGCCAUGCAAUUGGAUUGCCAAAGAAAAGUUCUGCCUAAGGAGCAGUGGACUCAAUUAGAAGAUGAUGUCUUGUAUCUUCAGCCAUAUAUCGAGGAAGUGAUAAAAGAGCGGGAAGAAAAAGAGAAAUGGGAAGCUUCAUAAAGUGUGAAAUAGCAUUCACAAUAAAUGAAACAAAG
This is a messenger RNA of Pseudomyrmex gracilis, 507 nucleotides long. Its product is annotated as cytochrome b-c1 complex subunit 7-like. NCBI's taxonomy places the organism in Eukaryota, Metazoa, Arthropoda, Insecta, Hymenoptera, Formicidae. Bases 149 to 472 code for a protein of 107 amino acids. Gene Ontology annotation, biological process: mitochondrial electron transport, ubiquinol to cytochrome c. The record is from RefSeq and is a predicted model, not a curated record. The transcript has 4 exons.